UAACUAUAUUCUUUCGUUGAUCACUAAAGUCCCAUACAAAUUAAUGCGUGAAGCACGUUAUGACUUUCUGUUGCAAAUAUUUCACGCUUUAUAAACAAAAAAAUUGGCAUUUGAGUGUGUGCGACGCGACUUAAAAAGUGUCUGUAUAUACACAAAUAAUUGCAAACAAAUAUUACAUGUCGCUAGGUUGGUAUUUUGAUGCCAGCAAACUUAAAGUAUCUUAGCAUUUCUUAUUAUUUUUACUCAUUACCUUUGUAAUAAUUUACACUCGUCAACUGACUGCAACAGCAGUAGCACAUACAGAGCGCCAUUAGUUGACGGUAUAAAACUUUCGCUGCAUUCAAGCAUAGCUAUAACUAUUUACAUAAUAUGCACAAGUUAUUUGUCUCCGCAUUUCAUUACUGAAGUAAACAAAAGAAAAAGAUUCGUUUAAGGCGAUAAAAACCUUACACGCACAUGAAUAACUUGACCUCUUUAAGGUCAUAUGUACUUGAGGAAUUUAAAAGCAGUUUACUCAUUGAAAUGCAUAGAUAUAAAAAAACAUAAAAAAGCGCACAGAAGCUAAGAAAGAUUUGUACAUGUAGCCUAACAAAUAACCAAUUAUAUUAUUUUUUAGAAAUAUAUGUAGGUCGUACAGAUUUUUACCUAAAUUAAAGUACAAAUUACGAAACGAAAUCCGUUAUACAACAUUGCAAACUCGAAUUCCUGACAAUGACGACACAACUGGAUACCGCUAAAACAAAUACUAUUUCACCAACAGGCGGUGGCGAUACUGGAGCUGAAUCGUCUACUUUAUCUAUUGACAAUCCGCGCUCAUCGCCAGAUUUUAAAAAAUACAUUAAGGAAAAAUGGAAAAUAAACAGCGCAUCGGAGCAAUUGAGCCAAAUAAUAUCCGGUGGCUUAGCUGCGGCUAUCACACGUACCUUCUGCCAACCGUUGGACGUGCUAAAAAUACGCUUCCAAUUGCAAGUGGAACCACUGAAGGAGCACAUCAACCAACAAUCAAAAUACACAAGCAUAGCUCAAGCUAUACGCACAAUUUACCGCGAAGAAGGUGUACUCGCCUUCUGGAAAGGUCACAAUCCAGGCCAAGUUCUUAGCAUAAUUUAUGGUAUAUCGCAGUUUUGGACAUAUGAACAAUUGAGUAUGGUGGCUAAGCAAACAACUUAUCUCAAGGAUCAUACCAACACAUCGAACUUUAUCUGUGGAGCCACGGCUGGUGCUACGGCUGUUAUACUAUCAACGCCUAUGGAUGUAAUACGUACACGUCUUAUUGCGCAGGACAAGAGCAAAGGAUAUAAAAAUGCAACACGCGCCGUAUCAACAAUAGUACGUACGGAGGGUAUAUGUGGAAUUUAUCGCGGUUUAAAUACAGCACUAUUGCAAAUUGCACCAUUAAUGGGUGCCAACUUUAUGCUUUAUCGAAUUUUCAGUAAAUCAGCUAUGCAAUUCUAUAAUGUGGAAAACCGAAGCGAACUGCCCACAUGGGUGCUGCUUGGUUUGGGCGGAUCAUCGGGCAUGCUCUCCAAAUCACUCGUUUAUCCCUUUGACUUAUUGAAAAAGAGACUGCACAUACAGGGUUUUGAAUCGAAUCGUCAAACAUUCGGUGAAAAUAUACGUGCUACUGGCAUUUUCAGUUGUUUGCGGAAGACUAUACAACAAGAGGGUCCAACAGGUUUGUACAAAGGAAUGGCUCCCACCUUACUGAAAUCUACAGUGACGACAGCGUUAUAUUUCGCCAUUUACGAUAAACUCAGGCAAAUACGUUGGUUUUCUUAACUACACAUGCAGAGGUUUAAGUUUAAAGCUUAAUAAUCUUUAUUUCUUUAUCUCGCUUUAAGCGUCUGAGAAUAAUGUUAAAAAUAUUAUUUAACUUAAAAAUUUUGUUAUGAGUCGGACUUUUAUUAUUUUUAAGAUAUUUUAUUGUGUGUAAAGUCAACAAUACCAUAUUUUUAAAAAAGAACGAACUUUCCAUUUUGUAUAGUACUUUAUAAGAAAGUAAAAAAAUAACACAAAUAGUUAAAAUGCAACGUACAUAAAUCCUUUAUCGAUCAUAUGGUGUAAAAUUCAAACUGAAAACCAGAACAGCCUUAAUUUUUUAAUGCAAAAAAUUGUCGUAAUAAAUAAAGCAUAGCGUAAACUGAAAAUGAAAUUAAA
This is a messenger RNA of Bactrocera neohumeralis, 2157 nucleotides long. RefSeq names its product mitochondrial thiamine pyrophosphate carrier (gene Tpc1). Gene Ontology annotation, biological process: thiamine pyrophosphate transmembrane transport. The coding region runs from base 712 to 1779 and encodes 355 amino acids. Gene Ontology annotation, molecular function: thiamine transmembrane transporter activity. Lineage: Eukaryota; Metazoa; Arthropoda; Insecta; Diptera; Tephritidae. Gene Ontology annotation, cellular component: mitochondrial inner membrane. The record is from RefSeq and is a predicted model, not a curated record. The transcript has 2 exons.